AUGUCUUCCGCCGCUCAUCAUACCCCAGCUCCCUCUGAAUCCUCUUACGCAUCUGCUGCUUCGGUGGAUAACAAUUCCAAUCGUUUUCAUCCUGAUUCGUACGAUACUGCGCAAGAUAAAAAUGAGGACGUCUCUUCUAUCUCCUCCACUGCUACCGUUGCAGCCAGAGAUCGCGCUAGUCAAAACCAUGAGUCCGGUUCUUAUAUUCCCCAUGCUGAUGCUCCUACUUCUUCCUCUUCUGUUUCGUCCGUGGAUCACCUUACCGGUGAUCCUUUCGCUUUAGGUGAGGAUUUUGAUCUAAGACGCUACCUUCGUGGCUAUAAAGAUACCCUCGAUCGCGAUGGCAUUCGAUCUCGUACAACUGGUGUUUGUAUGCGUGAUACCAGUAUCUAUGGUUUGGGCUCUGGUUACGAGUUUCUCACUACCUUCAUUGACAUCUUUCUUGCUCCUUACCGUCACUUCAAAGAGCGACAAGUCGUCAAAAAGGCCAUCCUUUCUCAUAGCCAUGCCCUCGCCAAUGCUGGUGAGCUUGUCAUGGUUUUGGGUCAACCCGGAGCCGGUUGUUCUACUUACUUGAGAUCAGUAGCUGGAGAGACAGAACACUAUAAUGGUGUAGAAGGUUCUCUUCAUUAUGACGGCAUUGAUGCCGUCGAAAUGAAAAAACAUUACCCAGGUGAUGUUCUUUAUUCCGGUGAAAACGAUGUCCACUUUCCCACACUCACUACCCGUGAAACCAUUAACUUUGCUGCCCGUGUGCGUGCUCCCCGUAAUCGUCCUUGCAACCUCUCACGCAGCGAAUACAUGGCCCGAGUCCGCGAUCUCAUUGCUACAAGUUUUGGUCUUACACAUACUUACAAAUCGAAGGUUGGUAACGAUUUCGUUCGUGGUGUAUCCGGAGGUGAACGCAAACGUGUAACCAUCAGUGAGGCCUUUGCUCUUCGACCAACCAUCGCCUGCUGGGAUAAUAGUACCCGUGGUUUGGAUUCAAGUACCGCUUACGAAUUCGUAAAUAACCUUCGUAUUUGUGCUGAGGAACUUCAGGUGACUUCCUUUGUUACCGCCUAUCAAGCUAGUCAAAAAAUUUAUGAGCUUUUUGAUCGAGUUUGUGUCCUUUAUUCUGGUCGUCAAAUUUACUAUGGCCCUGCCUCCAAGGCUAAGGACUACUUUCUUGAUAUGGGCUUCACUUGCCAUCCCCGUGAAACCACUCCCGAUUUUUUGACCGCUAUCUCCGAUCCCACAGCUCGUAAACCAAAGGAGGGUUGGGAAGACCGUGUUCCACGUACUGCUGAAGACUUUGAACGUGUAUGGCAUGAGCAUCCCUUGUAUUCCCAGCUUCUUCGUGAAAUGGAUGAAUAUGACAGAAAAUGGGAUGAAAGCUCUCCUUCGUCCGCUACUCACUCUGCAAAGGAAUUCGAUGACAGUAUGUCCGCUGCCACGAAACAUGAAUUGUAUCGUGAAAGUGCUCGUUCUGAAAAAUCAAAGAGUUUAUCCAAGAAGUCUCCUUACACUAUCACUUUUUGGAUGCAACUACGCUACUGUUUAAUUCGUUCGUGGCAACGAUUCAUUAAUGAUCCUGCUUAUAUUGGAGCCAUGGCUUUUGCUUUUAUGUUUCAGUCAUUUAUCAUAGGUUCUAUCUUUUACAAUAUGAAGAAGAAUACAAGUGAUAUGUUUUCCCGAGGUGGUGUACUUUUCUUUGCUAUAUUAUUUACGGCCCUUCAAAGUCUUUCCGAAAUUGCCAAUAUGUUUGCUCAACGUCCUAUUAUUGCUAAGCACCGUUCUUCCGCUCUUUACCAUCCAGCGGCCGAUGUCAUUAGUAGCCUUAUCGUUGAUAUUCCUUUUCGUGUUAUCAAUGUUACUGUUUUCUCCAUUAUUCUUUAUUUUCUAACUGACUUGCGUCGUACUGCCGGUGGUUUUUGGACAUUUUACGUCUUUUUGCUUAUGGGCGCCCUUACAAUGACUACUUUUUUCAGAGCGUUGGCUGCAAUCAUGCCUAACGUAUCCGCCGCUUCUGCUUUGGGUGGUAUUGGUGUCUUGGCUAUUGCCAUCUAUACUGGUUAUGCUAUUCCCAAUAUUGAUGUUGGUUGGUGGUUCCGUUGGAUUUCAUAUUUAGAUCCUGUACAGUUUGGUUUUGAGUCUUUAAUGAUUAACGAGUUCAAGGCUCAAGCUUUUGAAUGCGCUCAAAUGAUUCCUUCGGGAGGUAACUAUGAUAACGUUUCCUCUCAGUAUAAAGUCUGCCCUGUUGUCGGUGCCCAACCUGGUCAAACCUCUGUUGACGGUUCAAGUUAUCUGUUUGCCAGCUUUAAUUACAAGACACGUCAAAUAUGGAGAAACUUUGCAAUUAUCAUUGGCUUUUACGCUUUCUUGAUUUUUGUAAAUGUUGUUGCCAGCGAGACUUUGAAUUUUAAUGAUGCUAAAGGUGAAUUCCUCAUUUUCCGUCGGGGUUAUGCACCUGAUACUGUGAAAGAGGCUGUUGAGGAAGGCGGAAAACCUUUGGAUUUAGAAACAGGCCAAGAUACUCAAGGCGGUGGUGUUGUUAAAGAAGCUCAAAAUCCUGAAGAAGUGGAAAAGGAAUUUGGUAGUAUUGAAAGUGGACGUGACAUUUUCAGCUGGAGAAAUCUUAGUUAUGAUAUUACUGUUAAAGGCGAAAAGCGACGAUUGUUGAGCGGAGUUAAUGGUUUUGUAAAGCCUGGAAAACUUACUGCCUUAAUGGGUGAGUCGGGUGCUGAGGCUGUUGAGGAAGGCGGAAAACCUUUGGAUUUAGAAACAGGCCAAGAUACUCAAGGCGGUGGUGUUGUUAAAGAAGCUCAAAAUCCUGAAGAAGUGGAAAAGGAAUUUGGUAGUAUUGAAAGUGGACGUGACAUUUUCAGCUGGAGAAAUCUUAGUUAUGAUAUUACUGUUAAAGGCGAAAAGCGACGAUUGUUGAGCGGAGUUAAUGGUUUUGUAAAGCCUGGAAAACUUACUGCCUUAAUGGGUGAGUCGGGUGCUGGUAAGACUACCCUUUUGAACGUGCUUGCUCAGCGUGUUGAUACUGGUGUUGUCACUGGUAAUAUGCUUGUUAACGGUAAUCCUCUUGACUCUACAUUCCAGCGUCGUACCGGAUACGUCCAGCAACAAGAUGUUCACGUUUCUGAAAGCACUGUUCGAGAAGCACUUCAAUUCAGUGCUGCACUUCGCCAGCCAGCCUCUGUUCCUCUUUCUGAAAAGUAUGAAUACGUUGAGAAAACAGGCCAAGAUACUCAAGGCGGUGGUGUUGUUAAAGAAGCUCAAAAUCCUGAAGAAGUGGAAAAGGAAUUUGGUAGUAUUGAAAGUGGACGUGACAUUUUCAGCUGGAGAAAUCUUAGUUAUGAUAUUACUGUUAAAGGCGAAAAGCGACGAUUGUUGAGCGGAGUUAAUGGUUUUGUAAAGCCUGGAAAACUUACUGCCUUAAUGGGUGAGUCGGGUGCUGGUAAGACUACCCUUUUGAACGUGCUUGCUCAGCGUGUUGAUACUGGUGUUGUCACUGGUAAUAUGCUUGUUAACGGUAAUCCUCUUGACUCUACAUUCCAGCGUCGUACCGGAUACGUCCAGCAACAAGAUGUUCACGUUUCUGAAAGCACUGUUCGAGAAGCACUUCAAUUCAGUGCUGCACUUCGCCAGCCAGCCUCUGUUCCUCUUUCUGAAAAGUAUGAAUACGUUGAGAGUGUUAUUAAGUUAUUGGAGAUGGAAAGUUAUGCCGAAGCUAUCAUCGGGUCCCCUGGUUCUGGAUUGAAUGUUGAGCAACGUAAGCGUGCUACUAUUGGCGUUGAGUUGGCGGCCAAGCCAGCUCUUCUUUUGUUUUUGGAUGAACCCACGUCUGGUCUGGAUAGUCAAUCGGCAUGGUCGAUCGUUCAGUUUCUGCGUAAGCUGACUGACGCUGGUCAAGCAAUCCUUUGCACGAUUCAUCAACCUAGUUCUGUCUUAUUUGACCAAUUUGACAGGUUGUUGCUUCUUCAGAAAGGUGGUAAGACGGUGUACUUUGGUGAUAUCGGUGAUCAUUCCAAGACUUUGUUGGAAUAUUUUGCUAAUCAUGGAGCCACUCCUUGCCCUCCGGAUGCCAAUCCAGCUGAAUACAUUCUGGAUGUGAUUGGCGCCGGUGCUACUGCGAAGACUGACCGUGAUUGGCAUGAAGUUUGGAAUAACUCGGAAGAAAGGAAACAUACAACUGAAGAAUUGGAUAGGAUUGAAAGUUCUAAAGCGAAUUCGAAGAGGGAGGUUAAAAAAGAAGAUACUCAUACAUAUGCUAUGCCUUUAUGGUUCCAAAUUAAAUUUGUGUUGACUAGGAACUUUCAUUCUUAUUGGAGAGAACCUUCGCUGUUAAUGUCUAAAAUGUUCUUGAAUAUUUUCGCAGGAUUAUUUAUUGGUUUCACUUUCUAUAAUCAAGGUUUAGGUUCUCAAAACAUGCAAAACAAGCUUUUUGCAGUUUUCAUGGCAACCGUGCUUGCAGUUCCUCUUAUUAAUGGUUUACAGCCAAAAUUCAUCGACCUUCGAAAUGUGUUUGAAGUGAGAGAAAAACCAUCCAAUAUUUACAGUUGGAUCUCUUUUGUUAUUUCCGCGAUUCUUGUUGAAAUUCCAUUCAAUUUUGUAUUCGGUACGAUUUUUUUCUUAUGUUGGUUUUAUCCUGUAAAGUUUUAUAAACAUUUGGAACAUCCGAGUGACAGAACAGGUUAUGCUUGGUUAAUGUACAUGAUAUUUCAAAUGUACUAUUCCACGUUCGGUCAAGCUGUUGCUAGUGCCUGUCCGAAUGCUCAAACUGCAUCCGUCGUGAACAGUUUGGCGUUCACUUUCAUCAUUACGUUUAAUGGUGUCAUGCAACCACUUGCUAAUUUGAUGAAAUUUUGGCAUUGGAUGCACUCUUUGACACCCUUUACCUACAUUAUUGAAGGUUUAUUGAGUGAUUUGCUGCAUAAACUUCCGGUGGAAUGCAAGCCUAAUGAACUGAGUAUUUUGAAUCCCCCGUCGGGGCAGACUUGCCAAUCCUACUUGAACGAUUUUUUGAAGAGUCCGAGUGCCGGUAAUUUAUUGAACCCUAAUGAUACGAGCAAUUGUCAGUAUUGUAAGUACAAAACAGCUGACCAAUUUUUGGCACAAUUCAGUAUGAAGUUUAAUCAUCGCUGGCGUGACUUUGGUAUCGUCAUCGGUUAUGUCUUUUUUAAUGUCUUUGCUGUGUUGUUAUUAUUCUACAUUUUCCGGGUUAUGCGUAUCAAGAGUACCUGGAUUUACAGAAAGAUUACAAAAAGUGCCUAA
Molecule: messenger RNA, 5262 nt
Organism: Schizosaccharomyces cryophilus OY26
Lineage: Eukaryota; Fungi; Ascomycota; Schizosaccharomycetes; Schizosaccharomycetales; Schizosaccharomycetaceae
Exons: 3
Coding region: 1-5262 (1753 amino acids)
Biological process (GO): transmembrane transport
Cellular component (GO): membrane
Molecular function (GO): ATP hydrolysis activity; ABC-type transporter activity; ATP binding
Source: RefSeq, a predicted model, not a curated record